AUGCCGGAUGCUAUCCUACCGAUCCCUACAUCACCACCUAUGGCGACUAGACUACCGAAUGGAACCCUAUGGCCACUUCUGGAAAUGAACGCAGACUGCUUCAGAUCGCCUGGACACGAAUCGCCCUUCCUACCGUUGGCGGUACCGGAAAUCGCUUGGUUGCCGUUAGCUCUCGUCGGAAAUCGCCUGGUUGUCGUUAGCACUCGUCAGAAAUCGCCUCAGAUAGAGCUCUCACUUCUCACUAGAUGCAAAGUGAAUUCGCCACCGGGGUCAUCCCUAUUUAUAGGGGGAGUUUGA
Prunus armeniaca (apricot) is the source of this 297-nucleotide messenger RNA. The record is from the annotation of a GenBank genome assembly. Lineage: Eukaryota; Viridiplantae; Streptophyta; Magnoliopsida; Rosales; Rosaceae.